Molecule: messenger RNA, 1056 nt
Organism: Macroventuria anomochaeta
Lineage: Eukaryota; Fungi; Ascomycota; Dothideomycetes; Pleosporales; Didymellaceae
Exons: 2
Coding region: 1-1056 (351 amino acids)
Cellular component (GO): membrane
Source: RefSeq, a predicted model, not a curated record
AUGGGUAUGGGAGACUACUCGCCAGGUAGCGUGUGGUAUUACGCACCAAACAAAGCUGCACCAAUUGUCUUCAUAGUCCUCUUCUUCAUAUCUGGCGUACUACACGCCUAUCAGACCUACAAAUACAAAUCCUGGCGCACAACACUCCUCCUUCCCUGGGCCGCUCUCUUGAUGAUAUGCGGUUUCGCGCUGCGCCUGGCCGGGGCCUACCGCCCCUCCGACCUGGGCAUGCUCAUUGCCUCCACGGUCCUCAUCAUGUCCGGUCCACCCGUCUAUGCCUUGAUCAACUACUUCAUCCUCAGCCGCAUCCUGUACUACAUGCCCUACCUCGCACCAAUGCACCCUGGCCGUGUAGCUACAACUUUCGUUGGACUCGACGGCGUAUGCGAAAUCUUGAUCGGCAACGGGGCGUGGCGCAUGGCAAAUAGUACUCUCACCAAUGCGCAGAGACGGGUUGGUGCGAAUAUGGUGAUGGCAAGUCUAUGUCUGCAGGCUGCGCUUUUCGCUGGUUUUGGGCUGCUCGCCGCGCUGUUCCACCGUAAAGCGCUGCGUGCGGGGGUGCUGAAGAAAGAGCUGAAGACAGUGCUGUACGUCAUGUACGUGUCUGCGGCAAUUAUCACGAUUCGAUGUAUCUACCGCCUCGUCGAGUACAUUCUGGGCUGGGAAUCCGAAAUCUACCAGAACGAAGUAUACUUCUGGAUCUUCGAAGCAGUGAUCAUGUUUAUCAAUACCGCGCUGCUCAACACGUUCCAUCCUGGCAAGCGCCUACCACGCUCAAACGGGACGUUCCUCGCCAAAGACGGUGUGACCGAACGCAGAGGGCCGGGAUGGGACGACGACAGACCUUGGCCUGUUACGAUUUUCGACCCGUUGGACAUCUGGGGCUUGCUGAGAGGCAAAGAUCAGGAGACUAAGUUUUGGGAUAUGAGCGAUGAGGAGUUGGAGAGGUGCAGGCUGGAGAAGAAAGUCAACAAGAGAAGCGUGCUUGCUGCGCUAUUGGACCCGUUUAGGCUCUGGGGCGAGAGGGGGUAUAUUGGGAAGCAUCUCAAGAAGUAG